UUAGGCCCAUUUAGUUAUUUCCAAGUAUAUAUACAAAGCCCAUCAAAUUUCAUACAUAAUACAUGAUCCUAGAAAGUUCUACACCUACAGAAAGAAUUGCAGAAUUGUGAAACGGAAUUACUUGAUCACUACUCCGAGGCUUCGCUUCGUUCUCUUCCAUUGCUUCUGUGAUUACUUCACUAAGAGUUUGAAUAGCAGGAUGCAAGGACGCGGUGGGCCUGGUGGCAGGGAUCAUUUAGCUGAAUUUGGUAGUUUUGGAGGCUUUGGACCUUCUAGGAGUUUGAUGUCAAGUAUGUUUGGGGGAAGGGACCCGUUUGACGACCCUUUCUUCACCAGCCCUUUUGGAGGGAUGUUCCAGUCAAGUAUUAUGAGCGGUCCAUCUGGGUUUCCAUCAUUUCCUGAAAUGCAACGUCCUGGUUUUCCUUUUCCUCCGGAAAUACAGGGGCCUGAUUUUCCUUUUGCGCAGAAUAUGCAGAUGCCUGGUUUUCCUUUCGCACAGAAUAUGCUGCCAUCUGGGUUUCCUUUUGGUCCGGACAUGAAUCCAUCUGUGUUUCAUGAGCAUCAAGCUCGUGCUCCGGAGCCUAGUAGUCGAAGGGGCCCAAUCAUUCAGCAAUUGGACUCUGAUGAUGAAAAUGAGGAUGAGACCGAAGAGAAGAAAGAAAAUCCCAAAAAGCAUAGAAGGUCAACUAGCACUGAACCCACUGUGGAACAUCCAGACGAUGAACUUGAAGGGAAGAAGAUCAGACAUUUGCAGGGUAGAAAUGAAUUCAACAGUUUCAAUGCAACUGAGCUCCAGCCUCAAACACACAGCUUCUCCUUUCAGAGCUCGACAGUCAGCUAUGGUGGUCCAAAUGGAACAUAUUAUACUUCAUCAAAGACCAGGAGGACUGGAAGUGACGGAGUGACACUUGAGGAGAGCAAGGAGGCGGAUAGCUCCACAAGGCAAGCUUCUCACAGGCUUUCUAGAGGCCUGCAUGACAAGGGGCAUACCCUCUCAAGAAAGCUUAAUCCAGAUGGUAAAGUGGAUACUAUGCAGACUUUACACAACAUUGAUGAAGACGAACUUGCUGGCUUUGAAGAAGAAUGGAAAGGAAAGGGUCAAAAGUAUUUGCCUGGAUGGAGCGGGAGUAUUGGAGCUGGCCAUAGUAGACAAGCUGGGCGUGCUGGGCAGGGAGGUUUGCUGCUCCCUUCAUCGGAGAAUGGGCAGCGAGGUUUGCUGCUCCCUUCUUCGGAGAAUAGUCAUCCCUUGGGUUCGUCCCAAGUUAGAGGCAACGCCGGUUCUUCUCGUGCUCGGGAGAGGGUGAGGACAGAUUCCAAUAGUAGGGAUGCAUACCACCCAGGAAGGCAGGGUCAAAAUUAAUCAUCCGAUGUUGUAGUCAAUUUGACUAGUACUCGAGUCCCAUUCACCUUAAGCAACAGGGUCAUGAUAUUCUCAUGUUACCUCUUGGGGUGUUUUCUCUUUCCCUCUCCAUAGGUAUAUAUGAUCAUUUUAAUAGUAGUUAUUUUGCCUUAAUGGGAAAGGUUAAGCCAUUGAAAAUGUUACGGUGAUGUUUGUGCAUCUUAUUAUGCCACUCAUUUAGUGGUUUAUAUUACUGCCAUUCAUACUGCUUGCAGUUUAGUUGCACUCAUGUGUAGUGUAUGAAAUGUUUAUGUUGUCCUGUGCAACUUCUAUACUAUACUCUUUCGAUGAAAGAUUUCUCUUUUAAA
Lathyrus oleraceus (garden pea) is the source of this 1707-nucleotide messenger RNA. RefSeq lists its product as uncharacterized. Bases 200 to 1360 code for a protein of 386 amino acids. NCBI's taxonomy places the organism in Eukaryota, Viridiplantae, Streptophyta, Magnoliopsida, Fabales, Fabaceae. The transcript is spliced from 7 exons. The record is from RefSeq and is a predicted model, not a curated record.